Molecule: messenger RNA, 1584 nt
Organism: Symbiodinium necroappetens
Lineage: Eukaryota; Dinophyceae; Suessiales; Symbiodiniaceae
Source: the annotation of a GenBank genome assembly
AUGGUUUGCAGUCAGAAGGAAUAUGCAAACAAUGUGGAGAUCAUCAGCAUCAGAGAGCGCGGGCGUCACAAGGAUCAGCCACUGACAGCAUCGGAGUUGAGACAGCUUCGUGGAGUUAUGGGCGCAGCGUCGUCGCUGCUCGGAAGCACCCGGCCGGACAUCGUUGCACAGACAGUGAUUCUGCAGCAAAAGAUAGGCUUGCCGACUGUCCAAAAGCUGAUCUACGCCAACAGGGUGGUGGCGAGAAUCAAGGACGUGGCCAAGGUGAAGAUCACCUUCAAGGCCAUACCGUUUGAUCAAGUGAUGUUCGUGGCAGCAUCCGAUGCAAGCUGGAACGACACGGACGUUCCGAAGAUGCAGGGAUACAUGACGAUGGCAGAUGAGAAUGAAGUGUUGGCCAACAUGUCAGUGUGGGCAAAAGCGCGUCGCCCGGACUACACGCUACAGAAUGAUCUCAAGUUCAGGAACCAGACACCGUUGCUAGUGGCCACCGACAACAAGCCCAUCUGCGACCACUCCCAACGAGACGGGAUCGUAGUGAAGGACAAGCGAGUGGCCAUUGAUAUGCUGUUGCUCCAGAGCGACUCGGAGGCUCGAGGAUGUUCGGCCAUUACUGGCGACUGCGGCUUCAUGAUGGCCUUCCACGUGAUUGCAAGGAAGAUUGCCGCCAAGCCGAUCUUCAUGUCCUCCAUGGUGCAGUGCCCCAUCAUCGCUGCCUCUCUUGAGCCUUCGGAUCAAAUUCUCCUCCUGACAGCCAACGACAAGCACCUGAAACCGCAGAAGCAGGUUUUGCUCAGCAGCUGUGGAUUUGAUGUCGACGAGGACCGCUUCCUCAUCAAGGGUUGCCAGAUGGUGCCUGGCUUUGAAGCCGUGGCGCUGGGAGGAAAAGUUCCGCUGGAAGUCGUCCAGCCUGGCAUCGUGAAGUUGGUGCAGGAGGCAAGAAAGGAACACCCGAGAAUUGCUGCCAUCCUUCUAGAGUGCACAGAACUGCCGCCCUACGCAGAUGCCCUGCGCUAUCACACUGGCUUGCCGGUUUGGGACGCAGUGACAGCUGCUGACUUCUACAUCUCUGCCCACCAAGACAACCCCAGGUUUGGGCACAACGACUGGCAAGAGGCGUGGGACGGAACACAUGAAGAGUAUGAGCUUGGUCUCAACCUCACAAAGGACGAGCUCUCACUGGUGGUGAGCAAGCACAAGGUGAAGGAGGAGAAGAAAUCCCGGGCGCUGCACAAAAAGAAGAAGUUGGACAAGGUCAUGAAGAAGGUGCGAAAGCAGCAGGCGCCGAUGUUAGGAGUUCUGCGCCUGGACUACAACUAUCCGCCGGCCGAGGGCGACAUCGAUCAUCCGGGCAGCUACGACUACGAUGUUCUCUUCCGUGUGGUUCCGGGCUUCACGUUUGAGAUGGCGCAAGCGGGCAAACUGUCUCCGGAUGUGGAGAAGGAGUUCAUCGAAGCCGUGAAGUGGUUGGAAAACAAAGGCUGCAGCGGCAUCACGGGUGAUGCUUGGACUCAAACAUGCCUUGUGGAUCAUUGUGACAGCUGCAGUUGCAUUGCGUGUGCGAGUGUGUGUUUGUGUUUCUAG